UCCGGAAGUGACGCACAGCGGGGUUGCCGGAAGAAGUGGCGAAGUUACUUUUGAGGGGACCCGAGAGGCGGCGCCGUGCCAGGGGAUACAGAGGAGGAAGACGAGGAGCGGAGCAAAGGGACGGAGGCAGCUCGCGUCGCCCCCGGUUGUUUCCAGGGCAACGGGAGUGGGAGACCCCGCGAGAGACCGCCCACGAGACCCUCGCGCGCAGCCAUGAGCCCCGCCCCCCACUGGUGUUCGGAGCGGGGCGGGACUUGGAGUGAGACUGCUCCGUGACCCCACCAUGUCCACCCCCACCACGAGUUCCCAGGACACCCCCUUGCCCGGAAAUGUACCCCCUCAGCCCAGCGCCCCCUCUUCUAAACCCGUGGUAAAGGAGGAGCGUCCUGAGCCGUGGCCUGGGGGUCCGGACCCUGAUGUCCCAGGUGCCGAUGGGGCUGGCUCAGCAUGCAGCGUGGUCACCCCAGACCCAGCGGAGGAGCCAGAGCGCAAGCGAAAGAAGGGCCCGGCACCCAAGAUGCUGGGCCACGAGCUGUGCCGCGUGUGCGGGGACAAGGCCUCCGGCUUCCACUACAACGUACUCAGCUGUGAAGGCUGCAAGGGCUUCUUCCGGCGCAGCGUGGUCCGCGGCGGGGCCGGGCGCUACGCCUGCCGGGGCGGAGGGACAUGCCAGAUGGACGCCUUCAUGCGGCGCAAGUGCCAGCAGUGCCGGCUGCGCAAGUGCAAGGAGGCCGGGAUGAGGGAAUGCUGUUUGUUCUGCCCCUAGAUACAGCAGCAACAACAGCUGCAGCGGAUGGCACAGCUGCAGCAGCAGCAGCAACAGCAGCAGCAGCAGCAGCAGUCGCCACCCGUAGGGCCGGUGGUGGGCAGCAGCUCGGCCUCUGGGCCCGGGGCCUCCCCCGGAGGGUCCGACGGGGGUGGCCAGGGCUCCGGGGACGGCGAGGGUGUCCAGCUAACAGCCGCGCAGGAACUGAUGAUCCAGCAGUUGGUGGCGGCUCAGUUACAGUGCAACAAACGCUCCUUCUCUGACCAGCCCAAAGUCACGCCUUGGCCCCUGGGCGCAGACCCCCAGUCCCGGGAUGCCCGCCAGCAGCGUUUCGCCCACUUCACGGAGCUGGCCAUCAUCUCGGUCCAGGAGAUUGUGGACUUCGCCAAGCAAGUGCCUGGCUUCCUGCAGCUGGGCCGCGAGGACCAGAUCGCACUCCUGAAGGCCUCCACCAUCGAGAUCAUGCUGCUGGAGACGGCCAGACGCUACAACCACGAGACGGAGUGCAUCACUUUCCUGAAGGACUUCACCUACAGCAAGGACGACUUCCACCGUGCAGGCUUGCAGGUGGAGUUCAUCAACCCCAUCUUCGAGUUCUCGCGGGCCAUGCGGCGGCUGGGCCUGGACGACGCCGAGUACGCCCUCCUCAUCGCCAUCAACAUCUUCUCGGCCGACCGGCCCAACGUGCAGGAGCCCAGUCGCGUGGAGGCGCUGCAGCAGCCCUACGUGGAGGCGCUGCUGUCCUACACGCGCAUCAAGAGGCCCCAGGACCGGCUACGCUUCCCUCGAAUGCUGAUGAAGCUGGUGAGCCUGCGCACGCUGAGCUCGGUACACUCGGAGCAGGUCUUCGCCCUGCGGCUCCAGGACAAGAAGCUGCCGCCUCUGCUGUCUGAGAUCUGGGAUGUCCAUGAGUGAGGGGCCCCACCCUCCGACAAACGGACACUGACACUCCUUCUUCCUCCUGGGGCGGGAAGGGGCUGGGCCUGGGGUCCCACCCUGUGGCUUGGAGCACAGGCCCUGGCCCUGCCAGCCCUCAGCCCUCAGGAUAAGCCCCUGUUGGGGUCCAGGAGGCUUCCUUCCUGCCCACCAAGUCUUCCUGGGAGGUGUGGGUGGGUCAUAGGUCCCAACCUCUGACCUCCCUGAGCACUCUCAGCUGCCCUCCCCAGCCAGCUUACACUGAAGCCCACUGCGCAGUGCACCUUGCACAGGGGGAGGGGACGGCCCAUGGCUCUCCCCCCAGCCUGAGAGACCACAGGCUCCCCCCUCCCUCUGCUCCUUUUAUUUAAUAAAAUCUAAAAAAAAAAAACGGACAAAAAUAGGAAAAUAAAAUAUGAAUAGAAA
This is a messenger RNA of Pteropus alecto (black flying fox), 2107 nucleotides long. RefSeq names its product nuclear receptor subfamily 1 group H member 2 (gene NR1H2). The transcript is spliced from 10 exons. Lineage: Eukaryota; Metazoa; Chordata; Mammalia; Chiroptera; Pteropodidae. The record is from RefSeq and is a predicted model, not a curated record. Gene Ontology annotation, molecular function: RNA polymerase II cis-regulatory region sequence-specific DNA binding; nuclear receptor activity; zinc ion binding. Gene Ontology annotation, biological process: positive regulation of transcription by RNA polymerase II; negative regulation of transcription by RNA polymerase II; lipid metabolic process.